UCUCCCUCAGACUCGAUCUCUCUUUUGACUCUAUAUAUGUGGGAACCUGAUAUCUAUGAGGGUUCACCCACCCCGGUGACAUCAUUCCUUUCUAUUGCGCCUAAAAUCUCUAUUUCUGCAAAUAUGUCACGUGUUUCUAUUGUUGCUUCCUAUGGGGGUACAUUACAACAAAUCUUCUUUUUCUGCAGCAUUGCUUCUAUGAUCUUAGGAGCACUGGCCGCCAUGGCCCAAACGAAAGUCAAAAGACCUCUAGCUCAUAGUUCGAUUGGACAUGUAGGUUAUAUUCGUACUGGUUUCUCAUGUGGAACCAUAGAAGGAAUUCAAUCACUACUAAUUGGUAUAUUUAUUUAUGCAUCAAUGACGAUAGAUGCAUUCGCCAUAGUUCCAGCAUUACGGCAAACCCGUGUCAAAUAUAUAGCGGAUUUGGGCGCUCUAGCCAAAACGAAUCCUAUUUCGGCUAUGACCUUCUCCAUUACAAUGUUCUCAUAUGCAGGAAUACCCCCGUUAGCCGGCUUUUGUAGCAAAUUCUAUUUGUUCUUCGCCGCUUUGGGUUGUGGGGCUUACUUCCUAGCCCCAGUGGGAGUAGUGACUAGCGUUAUAGGUCGUUGGGCGGCCGGAAGGUUGCCAUGAGUAAGGUUGGGAGACCGAAGGCAGUUUUCCGUGCACCUGACACGUAGCUUACCGAAUCAGUUGCAACACAGAUGGGAAUGCAUGCUACGAAAGACAGGGUCGAGUCUGAUACAUCAACCGUCGACUCCAUAUCCUUGUACGAGUCCACAAUCACUACACGAGAUGAACCUGGGUUUGGUGAAUGGAAGUUGGCCUUAGGUGUAAUAGGACUCCCACUUACUGCGCGCGAUC
This is a messenger RNA of Triticum aestivum (bread wheat), 861 nucleotides long. Its product is annotated as NADH-ubiquinone oxidoreductase chain 2-like. The transcript has a single exon. Bases 37 to 630 code for a protein of 197 amino acids. Lineage: Eukaryota; Viridiplantae; Streptophyta; Magnoliopsida; Poales; Poaceae. The record is from RefSeq and is a predicted model, not a curated record.